ACAUCCUUUUGCUACUGGGUAGUAUGGGGGUGUGCUGCAGCCCCGCUAAACGACAUCUGUUCGUCGAGAGGCUCAUCGCCUGCAUGGACAGUAACAUGCCUCUCCAUUUACGCCAUGCCGCUCUUCGUGCUGCUCACAAUGCCCGAGAACAAAUUGCCUCGAUUGAUGCCAUUGAUGAUUCGACGCUAUGGGACAUGAUUUUGACCAAGCUCUCUCCCGCUAUUCUGUCCGUGCUUUGUCCACACCCAGGUACAACACCCGCGAAUGAUGAUCCCAACCUCUUUUUCAAUUAUGGCCGCGACUUGUGCUAUCUCAGACUAGUCUUUACCCUCGCGAGGAAUUCUGACUGGCACCCCCAUUUGUUUUGGUAUCCCCAUAUUGAUCGGUGCAUUAGCAUGAUUCCACAGUACUGCAAAUCGAGGUACUACGGGCAUGCAUUUUUCGUAGCUGGUAUCCUCCUCCAAAUCACACCCGAACAGACAUCGGAUACAUCGCUCGAUUCUGUUACAGAGCAACAGUGGUGGGACGUGAUGAGAAGCGCAUGGGGGUAUUCUGUUCACACUGACGAUACACGCUAUCUCAAGCUCCUUCUUGUUCUUGUGGAUGGCACAAAGAAGUAUAUGCAGAUUGCUUCGAAAUCUGAUCUCGAGCAGCUCAUUGAAAAUGUGGAUCAGUUUAUCGAAGAACUGGAGGGGGACAUACGACAGAAGAGGCAGCUACACGAGAUAGGACAGGAGAUACAAGAUUCAGAGCAGGGAGAGGGGGUCAUCGCUGCUGCGAAGGAGUUGAGGACUGCAGCCAGCAACAUGGUGGAGAGCUUUGGUCAGUAAUCAUCAGUCCCCUAAUCAUGUCUUGCAUGCUGCGUUAGAGUCUUGGAAUAGAGAAAGCUAUGGGCAGUGUAUGCAUGGAAGUGGGGAGUAUCAAAACC
Molecule: messenger RNA, 928 nt
Organism: Suillus fuscotomentosus
Lineage: Eukaryota; Fungi; Basidiomycota; Agaricomycetes; Boletales; Suillaceae
Exons: 1
Coding region: 84-830 (248 amino acids)
Source: RefSeq, a predicted model, not a curated record